Messenger RNA from Pseudo-nitzschia multistriata, 1136 nucleotides. The record is from the annotation of a GenBank genome assembly. Lineage: Eukaryota; Bacillariophyta; Bacillariophyceae; Bacillariales; Bacillariaceae.
CAAUACCGUACAAACGAAUUAAGACGUGAAAGAUGACGAAGAAGGUAARUAGAACGAAGCGAGAGCACACACAAAUACUUCAAUGUUGACUUCUUUAAUAGACUUGUCGUUUUUCAAUAGUCCGUUGAAUCUUCGUCUGGAAGAACGUUUUGUUUCGAUGUGUCACAGAACACCAACAGAUAAUUGCGCUGACGCUGUUCACACCAUUGCUUCAUUGCUUUCGAACCACAAUUCUUGCUUGGUGUUGCUACCUCCCUUUGAUCCUUUUGUAGGUUUUGUUUCUCAUUACAUCGGCUCCUUCUUUUGGGAAAUCGACAAAAUUUCCAACAGGAGUGUGGUUGGAAGAACUAGCGGCACCGUACAAGAUUUUCAAGGAMGCAGGAUACGACAUCACCUUUUCYAGCCCUACGGGGGGUCCUAUUCCAAUCGAUGCCAAUUCCUUGAGGGGAGACUUUUUCACAGAUGUAGCAAAGACAUUUUUGCACGACGCCGAUGCCAUGGAUAUGUUCGGUCACAGCAAAAUGAUUACCGACGUGGAUACGGGCGAUUACGAUUGUCUCUACAUCCCCGGAGGCCACGGUUGCUGCGAUGAUUUCGUMGGCAAUGCCGGGGUGAAGGACGCCAUCGAAUCCGCAUACGGWGCCAAGAAAAUUGUUGCGGUCGUUUGCCACGGUCCGAUCGCCCUCGCCGAAUGCGUCAAGCCGGGUACCACCACUCCCCUGGUGGAAGGCCUUUGCGUGACCGGAUUUAGCGACGCGGAAGAAGCGGCUGUUGGUCAAACGGACAACGUUCCAUACCUCAUCGAAACACGCUUUAAAGAACAGGGUGCCAAGUACGAAAAAGCGGAGUCCGACUGGGCAUCCCAUGUCUGUGUCGAUGGCAAUUUGGUCACGGGGCAAAAUCCUGCAUCGUCUACCGCGGCGGCGCAAAAGGUGGUGGAAUUGAUGUCAUAGGUUGCUGGUUGCUGUGUGGCAUUGAUAUUCACAAUCGCUUCGGAACUCUUGUGGUUCGAAUUCGUAGGUGUGCAAUAUCAUCCUAUACGGYUGUCCUGUCGGAACUAGAAGUAAACGGUAAAGAAUCAUCAAUUUAAUACGUGCAUGCAUUUUUAUCUAUUGAAAUAAAACUACUUUUCAGAG